ACUGUCGACUGCUGAAGUUUCACAGAGCAAUAUAAUUUUUGACAAAUGCUAAACAGUAAAAUCGUUGACGUUUGUAUUGAUCUUGUUCAUAGUAACGAUUAUUUAACUUGUUAUUGCCCUAUAGACUUAAAGGGAUGCACAAGAAAACCUAUAUUUUAUUGUUUUUUGUCAUUUGUUCCAUCUCACAUGCCCAUGACCCAAGUGAAGAUGGAGGUGGUAGAUACAGUUCCUCUACAGCCAUUUUACUCCUCUUCGUUUAUGGUACUAUUUUAGCAGGUGUGAUUUUAAGGUAUCUAAUUGAGUUAUUGCAUAUUCCAGUUCCUUUCCAAGUUUUCAUUUUGAUAAUAGGUGGAGUAAUCGGUUACGUUGGAGGGAUAUUCAAAGAUCAAACUGAUCAAUUUCUGGCUACAAUCAAGAGUAGAAACGAGUAUCUUCUAAUAAUUGCUCUUCCAAUUCUCAUCUACAAAUUAUGUCUCUGCAUGGAGGUCCAUUCGUUCAUGAGAUGUAUCUGUCAAGUUCUAAUAGUGUCCAUACCAUGUACUAUAGUGAAUGGAAUUGUUGUUGGUGGUAUUAUGAAUCUGGUAGUGAAUUAUUCCUAUUGGACCAUUGAAUAUGCCAUGAUGUACGGCUUCACAUGUGUGGCAAUCUAUCCACAUGAAACUCUUAUGAAACUCAAGGACCUUGGAGCAAAGGGUAAACACUUAUCGGACCUUUUGGAAGGAGAGGCGAUAUUUGGUACCACUAUGUGUAUGAUCAUGAUAUUCAUCGCACUUCAACUGCAGGAUGGAAUAUUUCAUAGUGCUGGGAGUAUUUUUCUUUUUCUUUUUCGGUUCAUAUUGGGAGACUUGGUGUUAGGUUUUGUCUCUGGCUUUUUCUUGAGCAGACUCAUGAAGAUGUUCUACAACGACGCUAUCAACAUCAUGAUUAUAUCUAUAUCGGCACCAUUCAUCGUUUACUACAUUGGUAUUUUCGUUCUACACACUUGUGGUAUUCUCGCCCUCAUAAUAGUGGGAAUCUUUAUGAGCAUACAAAGAGUCGAACUAUCACCAGAAAUCGAUUCUUCCCUGAUCUAUUUCUGGGACUUGGUGGUACUCAUCAUCGAUUCUGUGGUGUUUGCUGUUAACGGUGUGUUCGUUGGAAGAGAAGUCAUGCAUUUGGUCGUGUUCGCCGACAUUGCGAAAAUUUUCAUCGCCUUCAUGGUGGUAUAUUUCUUAAGAUUCGCAACUUUCAUCCUCUUCUCCACCAUACUAAGCAGAAUUGAGUACGGUAUAUCUUUUCGUCAUAUGAUUCUGGCUGCUUGGGGAGGAGUACGUGGGGCGAUCAAUUUAUGUCUGGCCAUGAUCUACUUUCAAGAUACCGAAUACGAGGGGUACUUCAAGGAGACUGUCUUGUUCCACAUAAAUGGACUAGUUUUCCUGUCACUGCUCGUAAACGUGCCAACUAUCCCGUAUAUGUUACAUUGUCUUGGCAUAUCAAAUCUCUCAAUGGCAAGACAGCAUAACAUGAACAACUGCCUGCGUCAUAUUAUGUCUAAGAGAGACAGGGUGAUCGCUCUGCUGAGGAUGGAUAGAUUUUUGGCAGAUGCAAAUUGGUCUGUUGUCGAUUCAACAACAAUAGUCAAACAUCCCUAUAAGAGCAUCAGAGAUGUCGAUACAGAUAACGACUUCAACAUGGGAUUGAGGGGAAGUAUCUGCCCUGACUGUCAUAAGGAAGUGGCCAACCAACCGACAAAAAGGGAACUAGAAGAAAUGAGGAAAGAAGCCCGGAUGAGAGUUCUGAAAGCCAAGAAAAUCUCGUAUAUCAAACAAUUCCAGAAUGGAAUGUUGAGCAAAGAGGCUCUAGCUGCUCUCACACAUGCAGUGGAAAUAGCACAAAAUAACGAAGAUAACUAUUUGAGGAUAGAUCACUUGUUGAAGCUCUUCAAGAAAAAGCUCUUUCUCCAACAAUUGAAGAAUCACCUAAUCAGAAUCUUCCAUACGAGAGUAUCAAGCCACGUUCACAGACCUCCAAGAAAAUUGAGAGGAAGAAAAUGUUAUAAUAUCGUCCAACAUCCAGCUUAUAUAGCGACUACAUAUAUCAUGGUCAUACUCAGCGUGUCCAGUUCUUCUUAUGAGCUGAGUCUCAACAACUACGAAGAUCAGUUCAUUCACAUGUGUUCAAUGAAAGCUCUUAAUUGGAUGUUCUUUUUUUAUUUUUUGAGCGAAAUCUGCAUGACUAUAUACGGGAUGUCUUACCUGUAUAUUUGGAAAGAUGGGCUAAAAACGUAUUUCCGAGAUUGGUGGCAUAUUCUGGAUGUUGCCCUCUUAUUGGUUACAAUAGCAGACUUGACUGUCGAUACAUUGGAUACUCUCGGUAUAUUCUACAAAUACGAGUCGUUCCAAAACAAGGCGACAAUAUUCUCGAAACUUCUGAGGUUAAUUCAACUUCUCAGAGUCAUCACUCUAUGUAAAAUGCUUUAUCCGCUGGUGACUAAAUAUUGCGAUAUGAAAAUCGACGCAAGAAUGUCCACAGUAUAUGAUAUUGGAAAGGGUUUCGUAAAGGGAGAAGAAGAAGUGUUGGGAAUGCUGGACCAAAUGAUACCAAACAGAAAAGUGCGCCAAGAAAUAUUUCAAACGAUGGAACAUGACAAACUGGCAGUAACUAGAGAACUAGGUAUCAUCCAAAAGGAGAAACCUUGGAUCGCCAUAACAGUCAAAACCAAGCAGGCCAUCAGAACCAUUCUCAACAACAUGGAAAUCAAGAUCGAGGACCUCAGAUCAUCAGGUUGGAUUGACCACAUAGAAUACAAGAAGCUGAUGGAGUCGAUCAACGAGAGAAGGAAGUUCACCAGGAAUAUGAAGAUGAUAAACUCUUGUCCUCCGAAGGUUAUAUUCCAAGAACUCAGCUGGAUGGCGAAUGAAACCGAAGUAAUCAACUUCUUAUUCAACCAGGUAUCGACGAAGAUUUUCGAGCCUGGUGAUGUCGUUUGUAUAGAGGGUGAAAAGUCUUGUGGAGUCAUCGUAAUCAUAACUGGUCUUUUCAAAUCCAGUUACAAACCCGAGAGAAGAACGUUAGAUAUGCUUCAAACAUACGGUGCCCUUCCUAUAAUCGACUUUAUAUCUUCCCCGAAAUUCGACAGAAACAUAGAAGAAUAUAUAGUUUCCGGAAAUUGUUUUGGAGAGUUGAGUUUUCUGACCGGAAGGCCAUACAACUCAACUAUAGUCGCUGAUACUCCUAGUCAUGUUUACAUUAUUCCAACAGACCUUCUAGAAGAAGCUGCCAAGUUAAAUUCCAAUGCUGUGAGAGGGUUGAAGGCAAGGAUGUGGAAGUUUAUUUCGCUACGAUUGGCCAUUUCCAUCCUAGUGAAAACCCCUGCUUACGUGGCUUGUAGCCAGGAAAAACUACGUACUGCUCUACAAAGGUGUUUCGUUCCAGACCUGGAAAAUAUCACCGUCUUCGUCAACAACACGAUGAUCGAAGAUAUCGUACUGAUCGAAGGAAUGGUGACGGAUGAACAAACUAAGGAAAAUUUCACAGCACCCUGUUAUAUACCCAGAACUGCUCAGAAGUUGAUUAUGGUCAAAAAUCAGAUAGAAGAACUAGGGGUUGCUGUGCAUCCGAAAUUGUUGGUGAUUCCGUCAAAAGAUAUUGAUCCCGAAGAAAUCAUAGAAGCCGAAGGGGAUAGGUUAGAAAUGUUUCAAAGGAACGACCUGCUGUCAGAAUAUUCGAGGAGCAGAUCUUCCCGGGCCUUUAGAAGAAAAAAAAGGGGCAGGAAUUCCUUCACAGAUUCGGCGAAAUCGCCAAAAAUUGGCUUCGCCGAGGCCGCCAGCUCGAUGGCUCAUUCAGGAAAGAGUCACCUCACAGCCAGAGACUUCGAACUGCCGGAAUUCAGAAAGAGAUCCAUGGUGUCCCGUGCCUCUCAUGAUAACACGUUGUCUCUGAUUCCGCAUCCUCUGGUGCUUCAUGGUGCUCCAGGCAGAGAUCUGGGGGAGGAUGGACCUUCAGAAAUUGAGACGACCUCUCUUGUCAUGGAGCCAAAUACCGAUAGGAGGUCCAGAUUGUGGAGGAAAUCGAUUUUCCGAACGGUUAUAGAUGUUCACUCAGAGCAAUCCAGUGCAAAAAUUUCAAGGAAUGAUUUCCAAGAAGAAGAUGAAGAAAAGGAGAAUAUUGUCAUGAACAAAGCCCAUCCUUUCUCUAUAGAUGAAGAAGAGUCAGCUUCAUCACUGAGCAGCGAAAAGAAAUCAUUCCACAAGGAUAUACCAUAAAAACAUUGUCGAAAUAUGGUUGUAUACUCCUGAAGAAUGAAUCCGAUUCAGAAUAAGGAAAACAGUUAUGGUUUAUUUGUAAAAACAAAAAAAAAACAUGAAAAUAUUCUAUAUUCAUUCGAAAGAUUAAUAAUAACAUAUAAAUGUGGUAAUUAUA
Molecule: messenger RNA, 4401 nt
Organism: Harmonia axyridis
Lineage: Eukaryota; Metazoa; Arthropoda; Insecta; Coleoptera; Coccinellidae
Product: sodium/hydrogen exchanger 10-like
Exons: 18
Coding region: 135-4244 (1369 amino acids)
Biological process (GO): proton transmembrane transport
Cellular component (GO): membrane
Molecular function (GO): sodium:proton antiporter activity
Source: RefSeq, a predicted model, not a curated record